AUGAAGCUCAACUUCACAGUCGAUGCCCCCAACUCGCUCAUAUAUUAUGUCACGAGUGGCUGGCAGCUGGUACCUUUAACUGAUCCGUCCGUGGAUCAGUACCAGAACAGCACCGGGGUGAUGACGAAUAUUAUAAAUGCAACGGCAACUUUUAUUUUUAAAGGGACCGGGGUCUGGAUCUAUGGCGCAAAACGGAAAAAUCAUGGCAACUAUUCCGUGAAUUUGGAUGGUGCAGUUAACGCAUACAGUGGUUAUAGCCCCGUUGACACGUUCCAGAAUGUGUUAUUUGGGCAAUCAAACCUCGCACCUGGACUGCACGCCCUGAGUGUUAUAAAUCUCCGCGGGGGUCCCUCAGAUGGCUAUUUCGAUAUUGACUAUAUCGUGUGGGAGGCUACCGUUGCAGACAAUUCAACGUCGUUACUGGUCGAUGAUUCAAGCUGGUUUGGUUCAGACGGCAGUGUGCUCAUGUUCGAGUACCUUCCCAGUCAAUCUCUUUGGAACAUUGGUGCCUUUGACAAAGGGUCAUACCACGAUACGAUUUCAUCAACGAACACGAACCAUGCUCGAACAUCCAUCAUUGUUCCAUCCACAGCUGAUGCCAUUGCUGUCUACGGAAAAGUUGGACCCAGCCAUGGACGUUAUGCGUGUGGUAUAAACAAGACGUUAGUCAUCCCAAUGCUCCAGACCAUGAACGGUGAUGCGGGCUUGUUCAGCGACGAAGCGAAACAGCAAUUAUUGUGUUACUUCCUUGGACUGGGUGACGAUUCAUCUCCAACCCUUCUCACAAUCGCCAACAACGUCGAUAGCGCUACUCUCUCCAUUGACUACGUCGAAGUAUGGGGAUCCUCUCUUAACUCUAGUACCCCUUUCUUCGCUUCCACAACUACCACUUGGAUAUCCUCGAGUCCAACCCAACUUCGAUCGUCAAACUGGACUCCAACUAGUGUGGGACCGAUUGUCGGCGGCACCAUAGGAGGUGUGGUCGUUAUUGCAGUGGCUCUCAUAGUAGCAUUCAUCUUCUAUCGCCGACGACAACGUGAACGUGAUAUCACACCCCAUCGCCAAGAUGUGACGGAAACGACGUUAGCCACCACACGUCCCGUCUUUCAUGCCACUUCCUAUACCGCUCCUUACUAUUCUAGUACCCUUAGAGACCCUACAAAUUUAGCAAAUCCACGCACUCGCCCCUCGGACGAAUACGUUUCCUCGUCUGCUCUGGUUCGCCCGAGCUCGAGAACUUCGAUGCCUCUAUCAGAAUGGACCGCUCCUGCAAGCCAAACGAUAGGAAGUCCUCCACCUUUCGAUGGACGGGGAGCUAUCAUACCCCGAAAUGACCUUGGAUACGACCCAUCACCACUGUUAGAUCUUGAAAAUGAUUUCCGUAAUGCAAAUGGGUAUAGGGGUCGUGCGUAG
Cantharellus anzutake is the source of this 1413-nucleotide messenger RNA. RefSeq lists its product as uncharacterized. The record is from RefSeq and is a predicted model, not a curated record. Lineage: Eukaryota; Fungi; Basidiomycota; Agaricomycetes; Cantharellales; Hydnaceae. The transcript is spliced from 2 exons. The coding region runs from base 1 to 1413 and encodes 470 amino acids.